UUACAACAAAAAAUCUUAGAACUAAGAUUUAUUGCUUGCAUUGGUGAAACCUUGCAGGAACGUGAAUCUGGCAAGACCGAAGAAGUUGUCUUCAGACAAAUGAGCGUAUUGAGCAAGUACGUUAAGGACUGGACCAAUGUGGUCGUUGCCUAUGAGCCAGUGUGGGCUAUUGGCACUGGCAAGACUGCCACCCCAGAACAGGCUCAAGCUGUUCAUUCUGUCCUCCGCAAAUGGUUGGUUGACAAUGUUUCCCAAGCUGUCUCUGAUUCACUCCGCAUUCAAUAUGGAGGUUCAGUGACUGCUGCCAAUGCCCAGGAACUUGCCUCCCAGAAAGAUAUCGAUGGUUUCUUGGUUGGAGGUGCUUCUCUUAAACCUGAAUUCGUUCAAAUUGUGAACUCUAGGCAAUAAGUUCAUCAUCUUGCCGGCAUCAGCAAAAUCAUCAUUUGAAAUCAGGAAUUUCAGCUUAUAUUUAUCAUCUAUUUUAGAGUAGCGAAAGUAAAUUUAGAUUUCUAUAAGAAAAAAAAAAACAAGUUGAGAAGCAACAAAGUUUUGUAUAAUUUUGUUGGGAAGUAUUUUUUGUUCUUUGAUCAGUCACAUCUCAAUGUUAAAUGAGGUAUUUUUGUUACUUUGUGAUUUCGUUGUUUUUCUUUUGAAGUAAAAAGCAAGACCAACCACAAAGUAAUAAGAAUAUUUUGAAUGUUAAAAUUGUUUAUAAAAAAAUAAAGUAAAAAAAAAAUAUAUUUAAGAAUAGAAAAAUAUUCGUUCUUUCCAUAGCUUUCUUGACGAUAGUAAAGGAAGUUCUAGGGGUGAUGGCAAGAAAGAAAGGUGAUUGUCAACUAGUUUUGCUGGUCUGGACUCAUUUCCCAAGGGAAAUUGUAGUUUCGUUUUGUUAAAUUAGCUGAAUAAAAAUUUUAGCUUUUAUAAUUGCCUAAAAAUUUUAAAACGAUUAAAAAAAAGAAAAAAUGUUGACAAAAACUCAACUUCCUCAUUUCUUCUUCUCACAAUAGGUAUUGUUAAUCAUGCAAUAUUGUAAUGAGGGAAUUUAUUUUAAACUGAAAUUUUUGCACACCCUAGUGUGUGAAUUCUAAGAUAAAGUGAAUUAACAAUGCAAUAUUUUAAGUAAGGAUGACACCUAGAAUCUUCCCAAAACAACGUCCCAAGUUGGUUCCUGUCAAUAAGGGAGCAAUGCCAAAGUUGCUAGAUAAAUUGUUUCGAAAUAGAAGUCAAAUAAGAAAAAAAAAUUGUUUUUUACUGAAUUGGAUAUAAAGUACAACCAAACCCAAGUGCCAAAUAAAAGCAAACAACAGCGAUUUUUUUUUAUUGAUUUACAUUUAUUUUGUUCCUUUUUUGUAUAUUUUUAUUUUUAUAAAUUAAAUAAAGUAUUUUCGAUAAAUUAAAAAUAAUAAUGUAACAUAAGCUCCAUAGUGUUUGUGUGUGUUUUUGUUGUUUCUUUUACAUAUAAAUUAAAAUAAGAAAUAAAAAAAUAUGUUGAUGUAUGCUCUCCCAUCGACGACGACUCCUAGUUUUUUUUUUGCUUUUUUUUUGAAGGUGACAUGUUAUUGUAUAAAAAUAAUAAAUACAUAGGUAGGUAAAAUAACCUCUUUUGUCAACGAAAACGUUUUAUUUUUUGAUUUGUAAAUGUCGUUUGCUUUAAGUGCAUACAAAAUUGUUAGUUUUUGUUUUGGUUUUCCCGUCGUUCGAAGUUACUUUAUUCAAAAACAAAAUAAAAUUAAAAUUGAAAAAUACUAGAAAAAAAAAAUAA
Messenger RNA from Episyrphus balteatus (marmalade hoverfly), 1762 nucleotides. RefSeq names its product triosephosphate isomerase-like. Gene Ontology annotation, molecular function: triose-phosphate isomerase activity. Gene Ontology annotation, biological process: glyceraldehyde-3-phosphate biosynthetic process; gluconeogenesis; glycolytic process. The annotation marks the transcript as partial. The transcript has a single exon. Gene Ontology annotation, cellular component: cytosol. The record is from RefSeq and is a predicted model, not a curated record. NCBI's taxonomy places the organism in Eukaryota, Metazoa, Arthropoda, Insecta, Diptera, Syrphidae.